AUGAACGUAAAUCAACCUUGGAUGCUGGCUGGAGAUUUCAAUGACUUCGCUAUAAUUGAUGAAAGAGUUGGUAGUAACUCUGAUUGCAUAGAAUGCAUUUUAAAAUUUCGGGAACACUGGAAUAUGUGUAAUCUUAUGGAUGCUGGCUAUGUGGGCAGUAAAUUUACCUGGACUAGAUAUAUCCAUGGGAGAGUCAUGCUUCAGGAAAGACUUGAUCGAUUGCUCCAGAAUACUGAUAUGGUGGAACUUUUUCCAAAUCUCAGAGUGAUUACUCUAACUAGAGUCUAUUCGGACCAUAACCCGAUCCUGGUUAACGCAAAUUUGGAAAUCCCUGUCGACAAAGAAAAACGCCCAUUCAGAUUCGAAGCAGCCUGGCUUACCCAUGAAGAUUUUAAAGAGAUUUUCAGAUCAACCUGGGAUAAGGAAAAGGAUUCACUUGUAAAUACAGUAAAAGAGACGAAGAAUGCUAUUGUUGAAUGGAAGGAUACAAAGUUUGGUAACAUCUUUAAACGCAAGAAAGCACUACUGAAACGCAUUCAAGGAAUUCAAAGAUCUCCAAAAUACUUUUAUUCUACCUAUCUUCAAGAACUGGAAAAACACUUGAUGCUGAAUAUCAACAGGUGCUAA
Molecule: messenger RNA, 627 nt
Organism: Hibiscus syriacus
Lineage: Eukaryota; Viridiplantae; Streptophyta; Magnoliopsida; Malvales; Malvaceae
Exons: 1
Coding region: 1-627 (208 amino acids)
Source: RefSeq, a predicted model, not a curated record